AUGGUUGCUAACUGUAUCAGCUGCGGUGGUGAAAUUUUACCUGAAUUUACGACAUUUGAGAACCGUCGCAAAACGUACUCAGUGCAUUUACAAGGACCAAAAACCGUCUCAACACCUAAAUUGAGGAAGCUGAAAGUCACGAUUGAGGAAGCUCGAAGUCUUUUAUACUGGUCGGAGGCUGAGGCUGGCUUUGGGAAGAUGGGUGUCUGUGGUCUCAGCAUGGGGGGAGUGCAUGCUGCAAUGGUUGGAUCACUGCACCCAACGCCAGUUGCCACGCUGCCAUUCCACUCUCUGCACUCUGCAGUUGUGGCCUUCUGUGAAGGGAUUUUGAAGCACGGGACUGCCUGGGAGGCACUGAGAGAAGAUGCAGCACAGAAAGCUGCAAUGAUGCUCGAGCAAGUGCGAGAACGCAUGCAGUCUGCACUGUCACUGACUGAUGUCACUCGCAUUCCAUUUCUAAAGAAUCCUGAGGCUGUUAUUUUCGUUGCCGCUACUGUAAGCCCCAUAUCUGUUUCCCCGCUGGUUUCCAGCUAUUAA
Messenger RNA from Magnolia sinica, 537 nucleotides. RefSeq lists its product as uncharacterized. Bases 1 to 537 code for a protein of 178 amino acids. NCBI's taxonomy places the organism in Eukaryota, Viridiplantae, Streptophyta, Magnoliopsida, Magnoliales, Magnoliaceae. The transcript is spliced from 3 exons. The record is from RefSeq and is a predicted model, not a curated record.